GCUACUUGUCUUUUAAAGGAGAGCCCCAUGUCCAAUAUUUCUGUGCAGUAAGCAUAAGGAGAACUCAAGGAAGUGCAAACACAAUGACUUCUUCCAUGUCCUUCCGUGGACUCUCUUCUUCCUCCUCUUCUAUUGUUAUAUCUCCAUGGUUUUACGAUGUAUUCUUGAGCUUUAGAGGAGAAGAUACUCGCAAUACUUUUAUUGCCCAUCUCCACCAUGCUUUGCUUCAAAAUGGCAUCCACACCUACAUAGAUGAGGACGAGCUUAGAAGAGGUGAUGAAAUCUCACCUGCACUUCUUGAAGCCAUUGAAAAUUCCCGACUUUCAAUUAUCGUGCUCUCAAAAAACUAUGCAUCAUCUACUUGGUGCUUGGAUGAAUUGCUCAACAUUCUCAAUUGCAAGGAAACAAAGCAACAAAUAGUUUUACCUAUAUUUUACCAUGUAAAUCCAUCAUAUGUACGAAAUCAAAGAGGAAGUUUUGGAGAAGCUUUGGCUGUAUAUGUAGGAAAAUUCAACGAAGAUGUGAAGAAGGUGCAAAGGUGGAAGGCAGCCCUACAAGAAGUGGCCAAUUUGGCUGGAUACGAGUUGGAAAAUGGGAAUGAAUCGAAAUUCAUCCAAGAAAUCGUUCAAGAGGUCUCUAGAAUGGUAAAUUAUUCAUAUCUAAACGUCGCAAAAUAUCUAGUUGGGCUGGAGUCUCGUGUGCAAGACAUUGAUUUGCUUUUAAGUAUCGGGAUGAAUGACAUACGCAUGGUGGGAAUAUUUGGAGUUGGUGGAAUUGGUAAGACAACAAUUGCCAAAAAGAUCUAUAACUCAAUUUUUUCACAAUUUGAUGUUCAUUGUUUCUUGACAAAUGUUAGAGAAACUUCAAACAAAGUGGGUGGCCUGGUCCAAAUGCAGAAUACACUUCUUAAUGAGAUUCUAAAAGCCUCUAAAUGUUUUGAUGUUGGUAAUGUUGAUAGAGGAGUUUAUGAGUUAAAGAGCAAACUUUGCUCUAGAAGGGUUCUCUUAAUUCUUGAUGAUGUGGAUAAGUUAGUCCAGUUAGAAACAUUAGCUGGAGAUCGUGAUUGGUUUGGUUUAGGAAGUAGAAUCAUCAUAACUACAAGAGAUCAAAAUUUAUUAAAUAACCAUAAGGUUGAUUCAAAAUAUGAAGUAAAGAGAUUGGACCAUAAUGAAGCUCUUGAGCUCUUUAGUUGGCAUGCUUUUGAGGAAGACAAACCUAUUGAAGACUAUGUGGAACUCUCUGAGCAAGUAAUAUCAUAUGCUGAGGGCCUUCCACUAGCUUUAACAGUGCUAGGCUCAGAUCUAAGGGGUCAAAGUUUAAAUCAAUGGAGAAGUGUAUUGGAUAAGUAUAAAAGAAUUCCUAGCAAAAAUAUUCAAGAAGUACUCUGUAUAAGUUACGAUGGAUUGGAUGAUAAUGAGAAGGAGAUUUUCCUCGAUAUUGCCUUUUUUUUCAAAGGACAACACAUGGAUUAUGUCGUUAAAAUAUUAGAUAGUUGUGGUUUCUCUCCGAACAAUGGUAUCAAAAGGCUUAUAGAUAAGUGUCUUAUAACAAUUACUAUUCACAAUACAUUGUGGAUGCAUGACUUACUACAAGAUAUGGGCAAAGAAAUUGUUCGAAAGGAAUCACGCAAAGAACCAGGUGCGCGUAGUAGAUUAUGGUUUCACGAAGAUGUUCGCUAUGUACUAGAGGAAAAUGCAGGAACAAACAAUGUUGAGGGGAUAAAAGUGGUUCUACCUGAGGGCGAUGAUCAUGACAUGAUACGCUUGAGUCCUAAAUCGUUUGCAAAGAUGAAAAGACUCAGAUUUUUUAUAAGCCGUGGUGCACGCUUUUCUGGAAGAUCAAUUGAUUAUCUUUCUAAUGAAUUAAGAGUGCUUGAUUGGUCAAACUGUCCUUUACAAUCUUUGCCAUCCAAUUUUCGUGGAGAGAAGCUCAUUGAUUUUCAACUGUAUGGAGGCCGCAUCAAGGACAUUAGCGGCCAAUUUAAGAACUUGAGGAUAAUGAAAUUUUCUGAGUGUAAGUUCUUAACCAAAAUCUCAAAUAUUUCAAGUUGCUCAAAUUUAAAGGAAUUGGAUAUUUUGGGUUGUAAAAAUUUAGUCGAAGUUCAUGAUUCUGUUGGAUUCCUGGAUAAGCUUGUUCGUUUGCGUCUUUAUCAAUGCUCCAACCUGAAGAGUUUCCCAAGGCGUCUCACGUUGAGAUCUCUAGAAGUCCUUACACUUCAUAAUUGCUCAAAACUUCAAAACUUUCCAGAAAUCAAGUGUAAAAUGGAAUAUUUAUGUUUCAUCUCAUUAUGGGGCACUGCAAUAAAAGAAUUGCCUUCAUCCAUUGGGUACCUCACUCCUGCGCUUAAAGAGUUACUUCUGGACCAAUGCACAAAAUUUAUGUGUCUUCCUAGUAGCAUUCAUCAGUUGCAAAAUCUAAAGGUGCUUUGUCGCAGUGAUUGUAUUAAAGGAUGCUUCACUGGGAUUGAACAUUUAUCUAUAGAAGGUUCCAAAGACUUGAUGCGUCUCCCAAUCAGCAAUUCUCACUCGCAACAUCGAAAGAGUCUUUCUUUCCAUAAUUAUACAAAUCUUUUAAAAGAAGAAAUAAAAUUAUCAUUUGGGGACGUCACUAGGUUUAAACAUUUCCACAUAACAAUAUUCAGACCGAUUAAGAGGUCUGAACCAGAAUCAAGUGCUGAAUUACCACCACAACUCCGGUCGUCGCUUUAUUGGUAUCUUGAGGAGUUCUCAUUUUAUUGCUCAUCCACUUUGCAAGAGUUAGAUCUAUCUGGAAUUGUUAUUGUCAGCAUUCCUUCGUGCAUCGAAAUCUUUGUUGAAUUGAGGAUUCUCAAACUAUGGCAUUGUGAGAAACUUCAAGAAAUUCUGCAUCUUCCACCAAAUAUACAAGAGCUAUAUGCUAGUGAGUGUAUAUCCUUGGAAAGAUUCCCCGAAGUAUCAAAAAAAUUUCAAUUCUAUACAUCAUGUGGCUUGGGAGAGCUAAAAUGGAUUGAUUUGUCCAGUUGCCAUAAAUUGCUUGCAAAUAUAGGGAGUCAAGUGCCAAAUGCUUUAUUUGUUGAGGAACAUAUUCAGGACCAUUCAUGUGGAAUUAUAUUUCCAGGAAAUAAGAUUCCAGAUUGGUUUAGCCAUACUAAGGAGCCUUCAAAUAGAGAUUCGUGUGAAUUGGAUAUUAGUGGGCCCUUGUAUUUGGAUGAAAUCAUAGGAAUUGUUUUCUGUGCUGUUCUUGGAUCCAACCCGGAUGACUCCCCCUCCGGUAUUCGUGUUUUUAUAGACAAUAACAUGCUUGUAGAAGCAAAUUUUGAAUUAUUAGGAGAUGGGGAUCAUGUAUAUCUAAAUUAUUCAUUUCCAAAAUGUAUCAAGCAAUGGCUACAGUACCCAACAGGAGCCAAUCUGAGGUUUAUAUUUCAUAGAAAUGAAGAAGUUGCAGCGAUGUUUAAAAGUUGCGGAGUUCACAUAAUCUAUAAGCAUGAAGAGAAUGAGAGUUUAACAGUUGGGGAGUGCUCAGUAGAUUUAUCGAAUGGUAUCCAACUUUGUAAGAGACGCCGAGAUAUUGAUGAAGAUCACAACUUGGAAUUCAACGGGUGUCCACAUUACAAGAGGCGCUCUCAAAACUAAAGCAAUUCAAAUGUGGUUGUCAAUUGCGCAGAUGUUGACGGUGAUUUUGUAGAAGCAGAAGGAGGCUCUAAGGGAAGUUUAAAAGAAGAAUAAGUACUUGCCUCUCAAUCUAUAUCCCAAGAAGGCCAGGGCAAUUCGGAGAAGGCUUACUAGGCACUAGGUUAGUGUCUUUGCAUUGAUAAAAUUCCCCAGUUUUUAUUUUUUAUUUUUUUAUUAUUGGAUUAAUUUUAUUGGAUUGGCUUCAUGAUAUUAAUGGCAUGUUCAAGGAUUUUAUGCUACCGAUGCAAAAGGGUUUCUCAAAUGUCUAAGAAGUAUGUGGCUCAAAUCAAGUGGAACACAUCUUACAGAUAAAGCAGGCUAAUGCCGAAAGUGGAGCGAGGUGUUAGUUGUCAAUCCACAUCAUCUUCCUACUCAGAUAUAAAACCAAGCAACUCCAAGUCAGUUGCACAUGAGGAUCCAAAACCAGCUCAGGAAAAAGAAUCUUCUGGAAAACAAUUAGAUGUGAUCUAAUAAUAUUGUGUAAUUUAGUUUUUGUACUGAGGAAUUUUCCCUUCUGUUGUAACAAAAUCUUACAGUUGGCACUAGGCCAUUGGCCCACCACAUGUCUGUAAAAAUGUCAGAAUCAUCUUGGCACAUCACUCUCUAUAAAUAGGACAUUGUACAAACAAUACAAAUCAAUUGAGAGGAAUAUUUGAAAA
Molecule: messenger RNA, 4309 nt
Organism: Carya illinoinensis
Lineage: Eukaryota; Viridiplantae; Streptophyta; Magnoliopsida; Fagales; Juglandaceae
Product: disease resistance protein RPV1-like
Exons: 5
Coding region: 84-3611 (1175 amino acids)
Biological process (GO): defense response; signal transduction
Molecular function (GO): ADP binding; ATP hydrolysis activity
Source: RefSeq, a predicted model, not a curated record